AUGAAAACACCGCCAAACCAAGAAAAGAACAACGAAAAAAUAUCACUUUUAUUUAGUUCACAACGGCUAACUAUCGACGUUCACCCUUCCUCAGUCUAUCACAUCGUCCUUAGCUCGAACAACGCCGAUAGGCAUCAAGUUACAUUGAGCUUUACUGCACGUUCCCGCAUGAUGCCAUUGACUAGGGCCCGCCCUUUCGGCAAUCAUUCUAGCAUGUUCCGCAUGUUCCUUGACGCCAUGGUCAUCCUUGCCGUCGCCUCCGGCGUUUCCCUUCCCCCUCAGCUGCCAGGGCGCCGUUCACACAACGCAAGCACACCCGGCGCCAAAAAACCGGGGAAAGACCACGGCGCUAUGGUUUCGGAGUUUCCCGCCAAUGGCGUUAUAACUCCAGUUUAUUUUCCUCUUCGUUGGUAA
This is a messenger RNA of Saccharomyces cerevisiae S288C, 414 nucleotides long. RefSeq lists its product as uncharacterized. The record is from RefSeq and is marked reviewed. Gene Ontology annotation, cellular component: membrane. Bases 1 to 414 code for a protein of 137 amino acids. The transcript has a single exon. NCBI's taxonomy places the organism in Eukaryota, Fungi, Ascomycota, Saccharomycetes, Saccharomycetales, Saccharomycetaceae.